AUGGACAAACCGCUUGUGGGUUCCGAGAUUCAUGGAUUUCAUACAAUGCAAGAUUUGGAUGUCGACACUAUUAUGGAGGAAGCCAAAGGGAGAUGGCUCCGCCCAAAAGAAAUCCAUGCAUUACUCUAUAACUACAAGUAUUUCACCAUCCAUGUCAAGCCAGUGAACUUGCCCCCAAGUGGCACCAUUGUAUUGUUUGACCGUAAGAUGCUUAGAAACUUCAGGAAAGAUGGUCAUAACUGGAAAAAGAGAAAAGAUGGGAAGACAGUCAAAGAAUCUCAUGAACACUUGAAAGUUGGUGAUGAAGAAAGGAUUGAUGUAUACUAUGCCCAUGGUGAGGAUAGCCCAAUCUUUGUCCGGAGGUGUUAUUGGCUGCUUGAUAAGACUCUAGAAGACAUAGUUCUUGUUCAUUACCGUGAAACACAGGAGGUAGAAUGGACAAACUUUCAGGCCGUGGCGGGCGCUGCUCUUCACGCCGUUGAGAAGCUUGAUGCUUUAGAAUUGCUAAGAAAUUGUGGCUCUGAGGUUAAGGAUCCGGCAUGUGCCCCAUUUUUUGUUCAGGAUGAGUGCAGUGUAGCUCCACUUGGGUCUGUUGCUGCUAGUAAAAUGAAGCAUGGGAAGGCUGAUAAAUUGAAUCAAGGAAAUGCUAGACUGAAGAAUCUAAGGGUGCGUAAACUUAUUCAGAAGGCUCGUAUAAUGAGGAAGCGGAAAGUGGAGGAGGAUCAUGAAACUGUGACAUUCACAUGGAGAAUUAACAGUUUCUCUAAACUAUACACCUUCAAGCAUUACUCCGAGAUUUUCAGCAUCGGUGAUUUCAAAUGGCGGAUCCUUAUGUAUCCAAAGGGAAACAAGGAGGACCACUUAUCGGUGUACUUGGAUAUUUCAUCUACUACGGCAUUCCCACUUGGCUGGUCUAAAUAUGCCAAAUUCAGCUUAACCUUGGUUAAUCAACUUUGGCGCCGCAAGUCAAUAACAAAGGAGAUUCAUGUGUUCAAAGAUUGUGAGAUGGAUUAUUGUGGCUUCAAAUCAUUAGUUCCUCUUAGUCAAUUCUAUGACUAUGGUAAUGGGUACAUUGUGAAUGAUAUAUGCAUAAUUGAAGCCAAGGUUGCAGUGCGUAAAGAUGAUGCAAAGAUUUUACAAGACCAUGGAAUUUCUGCAUGUAUGGAACCCUUAGAGAAGGAAAAAGAAGGGCAGGGACCGUCAAAUGCGCAGCCUGUGAAUGUUCCAGAUAUUUCCGCACAAUUGGAGACACCGUGUUGUGAACAGGUGCCUGCCAGCUACCACAGUGCACCAAUUUCUGAACAAAUUGGCACUGACCUUCCUAACAUUUCCAUUCCCAAGGGAAUUAAGGACGUGUUGUCCACAUCAGCUGAUGAGCUAAUGGAUUUCAGGGGUUUAGCCAAAAUAGAAAAGGCUUGUGUUCCACUGUUAGAUGAAGUUUGUUCCUGUCACUCUUCUCUCAUUAAAUGCCAAAUGAAGCGAAGUCCAAAGUUUAAAGAGUGGGCAUUCACAGCCUUAGGCCGAGUUCUACAUUUUUUGAAAACAAAAAUGGUUAAAGAUAUGACAGAUGAUGUCUGUGCAGAGCUAGAAUGUCUAUGGGAAGAGCUCCAGGCCUUCAAAUUUGACUUGGCUUGGCUGAAGCCUUAUGUUGAAAGAGCUUUGUGUGUCAAUAAGUUGGUCAAAAGGGAAGUACAGAGCUUGAGAAAGGGUGUGGAUGAAUUGGAGAUUGAAAAGAAGAGGCUAAUGGCUAAGCUUGAGGUAGCAAGAAGAGAAUUGGAAAAGGUCGAAGGUGUUGAGAAGAUGGACAUGGAUAAGGUGCUAGGUUAUGGGGGUUGGCCGUUCUGUGGAAUUCUGAAUUUUGAGAAUUGUCCUUGA
Fragaria vesca subsp. vesca is the source of this 1875-nucleotide messenger RNA. RefSeq lists its product as uncharacterized. Bases 1 to 1875 code for a protein of 624 amino acids. Gene Ontology annotation, cellular component: nucleus. Lineage: Eukaryota; Viridiplantae; Streptophyta; Magnoliopsida; Rosales; Rosaceae. The transcript is spliced from 9 exons. Gene Ontology annotation, biological process: regulation of transcription by RNA polymerase II. The record is from RefSeq and is a predicted model, not a curated record. Gene Ontology annotation, molecular function: protein binding; double-stranded DNA binding; transcription coregulator activity.